GAUAUCUCCAAGGCUGUAAAACACUCGAAAAGGAAAUUUGUUCAGAUUGAAAAGCCCCCUGUAUGCCAAAAAUUACUGCAGGAAGGAAAGAAGUACAGACUGAUCUGUGAGCCAGAGGCUGAAAUAACUCCUGAGGAGAUUGAGUUUGUUGACGGGUCCCUGCUGAAGCUGAAGAGUUACUUUGAGGUGUAUUUGGAGAAGCCCGAUGACUUCACCCUGUCCCUGGUGGAGCAGGACUCGGAUGAGACCGUGUGGAAAGCCAGGCUGAGAGAGACUUCCCAACCCAACCAUUCUGCUCCCCUGGGAUCCUCAGGAAUGUUCCUGGUGGGAAAUCCAGGCAGGAUCCUCCAGAGAAACGGGAAUGGAGUUUGGUGUGGGCAGGAGCCACUUCCAAGGCUUUCAGGAGAGCUGGAUCCCAGAAUUCUGGGCUUCCCCCCCGGGCAAAGCCGCUCCAGGAGGACACAAACACUGGGAGAAGCCACUUGGUCUUUUCCAUCACCUGGAAAAGAUUUUUUAUUUCCUUCAGGGAAAAAACAGGGAGAAGAAUUCCCCUGGAACCUCUCACCCCCUUUCCAAAGCCACUGAAGCGCCAGAAUCGUGAGGUGCGUUGGAUUUCUCAUGGAUCAGGGAAGAAUAAUCCGGAAUUUGUCCCAAAUUCCUUGGUGUAAUCACUGUAAAUACGGAAUUACUGUACAGAUCCUGUGCAUCCAGUCCUGGUGAAGCUGUGGUUCUGCUUCCUGAGAUUCCCAAAGGUGGGAACACCACUGUGAACUGCAGGCAGCUCGGAAUUUCCCCAUGGAAUUUCUUCUCCCCUCUUUUCUGUAUAGCUUGUCACCGUUUUUUUACGUUUUGUAAUUCCUUUUUUGUAUGAGAAACUUUUUAUAAUUCUUUUUAAAUUUUUUUUUACUUGAUUUGUUCGAACUUGGAUAGAAUUUAGGUUCUUAAAAAUGUGAGGAGCUGAAAUCCCUGUGCUGCAGGAUAGGAAGAAAAUUGGGAAAAAUGGAACUUGCAGAAGAGAGAAGUGACCAGAUCCAGGACUGUCUUGUUUUUAAGGCUGUGGGAGACUUGGGAUCAUCUUCCUCUGUGUAUGUUUGGGAAAGGAAAACAUACUUUUGAAAAAUAAGGAUUAAACAGGAAAAAUUUCCAUUA
Molecule: messenger RNA, 1149 nt
Organism: Zonotrichia albicollis (white-throated sparrow)
Lineage: Eukaryota; Metazoa; Chordata; Aves; Passeriformes; Passerellidae
Source: RefSeq, a predicted model, not a curated record